Molecule: messenger RNA, 2588 nt
Organism: Owenia fusiformis
Lineage: Eukaryota; Metazoa; Annelida; Polychaeta; Sabellida; Oweniidae
Source: the annotation of a GenBank genome assembly
GAUAACAAUAAUUCAUUAUAAUGCAUACUUUAUUUUGGACUGUGUCUGAUUUAGGACCCGGAAGUAAAAAUUCCAAUUUCGCGGAAUUGUUUUGUUUUCUGUGGGAUAAUUCUCACUUAAUUAGUCACCAGAGCGCUUGAAUAGUAAGUUUAUAGCAUAAGUCAUUGCACCAUCUUCAUAGGACAUGCAGAAUGUACAGACUAUUGGAGGAAACUGCGAAAAUAGGGUCAAAAAUAAAUUAUGGUGUUAGAUCUAGAAAACAAAAAUCAAAAAAUUUUGAAACGUUAGGUCUAAUAGACUACUGAUACAGAUCUAAAAAUCAAUGUGUAAGAUUACUAAAUUUUAAAAUUAAUGUAAAGCUCAAUGAUGAGGCGUGGUGCAAUAAACUACACGCUUGAAACGCGUCUGAAUAAACUGGACUUUAAAAAUAUUUCAAAACUUUGUCGCAUGUUGGAUAUUGGGCACAAAUGGAAAGAGUUUGUCUGUGUAGUACGGAGCCCAUAUGAUCCUGAUACUCCAAGAUACACAAUGGAACAUGUAGGAAUGUUCGAAUUUGAAGGUAACAAACCUGGGAGAAGCCCAACUCAAUGCAUAAUAGAAGAUCUGAACACUGUAAAUGUUACACUGAAAAAUCUCAAGUCAUGGCUCUUAGAAAUAAAGCAUUUCCAAGCAGUACAGUGGCUUGUCAGAGAUGUCUUAAAAGAACCCUUUGAUCAGGAAUCACUGGAGCAACCAAGUUGGGGGUCAUCAGGGGGACCACAUGUACGGCUCCAUCCUGGACCAGCUGAAACACCAGUUCAACAAGAGCGAUAUCAAGCAGCAUCAAAUGAACCAUCGCAAACAGAUUCCAGUAUCAUCAGAAGCAUGGUUCCUCCGACUCCACCACACACAGAGGAAGUUCUAUACAGCUCCCAGUCAGAGCAACAAUCACAUCCCACCACUUCCGCAAGUACUGACACAAUUCAAAGCAACAGCAUCUCAUCUAGCAGUAUAUCAACUUUUUCUCUCUUACAUGAAGUACCACCAGAUGGCUCUGAUAACAAUAUGGUGGGAAAUCAUGAAAGCAAACUGUCACAUUUUCCGGUUGCUAUGGAAACAAGUGGCAAUUUUCCUGUGGAGCAAGAUGAAAGUACCGUACCAGGAUCUAGGAGAAACUUUUCUUAUGAAAAACUACAAAUCAUGACAAAUGACUUCAAUGACCUUCCUUUGGAGCAGAAAGGAAACCUCAUUGGAAGGGGAGGAUUUGGAUCUGUUUAUUUAGGCCGGAGGGAGGGUUUGGAAGAUUUGGCUGUGAAGAGAUUGACAGAAGACAAAGCUGCAGUAGAGAAACUUUAUAAAACAGAAUUGGAAAUAUUGCUCAGAUGCACACAUGAGAACAUUUUAACUCUAAGAGGGUACUCUGAAGAUGGACCUCAAUUUUGCCUGGUUUAUCAAUACAUGGUGAAUGGUUCCUUGGAAGACAGGCUCGCAUGUAAGAAUUGCACUCCACCACUGUCUCUAGACACCCGCGUUGGCAUAGUAACAGGCACAGCGCGAGGACUGGACUAUCUUCAUGGGGUUCAGAGAUCCGUUCAUAGGGAUGUUAAAAGUGCCAACAUACUCUUGGAUGAAAACUUCCAGGCUAAAGUUGGAGAUUUUGGGUUUGCACGACAAGGCCCCGUGGAUGGAAAGACAUCUUUGAAAACAGAAAUGGUGAUAGGAACAAAUGUUUACAUGGCUCCUGAAGCAUGGGACUUUAAAAUAUCAGAAAAGCUGGAUUCUUAUGCAUUUGGAGUGAUAUUAUUGGAGAUUCUCACUGGUCUACCAGCCUUUGACAGCAAUAGGGAAGAAAGUGGUUUGCCCAGCCAUGUUGAGGAUGUGAGUGACAAUGACACCACACAGUUUAAGGAGAUGCUAGAUCCAAAGAUUCCUGAAUGGCCAGAUGAGGUUGUUGACCUGUAUUUCAAUAUCUCACAAGCCUGCUUGCAGCUUAAUAAGAGGAAACGUGCCACAAUAAAUAAAGUUUUGCUAGAUUUGGAAAAACUAGCACAUAAUGUCCCAAGUUUGCCUAUGGAUGGGACAAUGAAGCAAAGUAUGGUGUAGUAAUUGUGCAAUGUGUAGUCAUUGUGCAAUGUGUAGUCAUUGUACAUUGUGUAGUUCUUCUGAUGGCUUUCAAGUUCCGAUGUUACCAAUACAUACAACGAUGCAUAGCUUAAAUAUGAACAAAUAGUUGAAAAAUAACUGAGAGGCAAUCAUUUACUCAGUUAUGUGCCAAAUAUGAACCCUGUGAAGUUGGUGCUUAAAUGGAGUUUACGAGAGAAAUAUGAAUGAAUACAUAUAGUAUAUACAGACUCAGUGAGAUAUUCUAUAAAAAAGUGCUUGUGUAUUUAAUCCUAAAAGGUUUAGAGCAUUUCUCUGAUUUUGACCUGCUAUCUCUCAAUAUUGGGUAUUUUGGAUGAGGAAAAUCAAAUCAGGGAAAGGCCAAAAUUGCAAGUGUCACUCUACCUUACCACCUGACCAAAUUUAAAAGCUAUUCAGGCAACAGCGAAGUUGCAAAUGGAGCAGGUAUUCUCUAUCUUUGUUUAUAGGGCUUUUCUAGUAAUAAUACA